Messenger RNA from Bicyclus anynana (squinting bush brown), 1945 nucleotides. RefSeq names its product cytochrome P450 CYP12A2-like. The transcript has 10 exons. The coding region runs from base 265 to 1764 and encodes 499 amino acids. Lineage: Eukaryota; Metazoa; Arthropoda; Insecta; Lepidoptera; Nymphalidae. The record is from RefSeq and is a predicted model, not a curated record. Gene Ontology annotation, molecular function: iron ion binding; oxidoreductase activity, acting on paired donors, with incorporation or reduction of molecular oxygen; heme binding.
UUUUGUUCUCAGUAUCAUACAGAACAUCAGACAGACAUUUAACGGUUAACAUUUUAUACGAAACAUAGUUCGUUUUCAUGUUUUUAUUUUAAUAACACUUACUAAACAUACUUACUAUAUUUUUAAAUCAACUAACUAGCCUAGUAGAUAUUGUGUAUUCUGUGCCAACAAAUAAUAAAACAUUGUUUAACACAAUUAGUGUAAAUCUGACGUCGAGUACAGAAACCAAGUUUGGAAAAAAGUAUGUGGAAGUGGAUAUAAAAUAUGUAUAAAUUAAAGCGAUUUUUUAUAACCCGAAAUGCUUUGAACAGACAGAAAUAUAUAAGCGCAGUGAUAAAAGAAGUGGAAGAUCGAAUAAAGCCAUGGAGGAAGAUACCUGGACCGUUAUCUUUACCAAUCAUUGGACAAUUACUACAUUUCCUUCCAGGAGGUUGGCUAUACAAACGCACUAUUGAGUUACAAGAAUUACUGUAUAAAAGCUAUGGGCCGAUCGUAAGACUAGAUGGAAAUCUGGGUUUCCCUCCAAUCACUUUUAUCUUUGAUCCGGAGGCUGCUAUAAAACUUUUUCGCAAAGAAGAUCCACUACCUGUCCGCCCUGGUUUCGAUUGUCUAGUAUAUUACAGGAAACAUUUUUACAAUAAACACGAAGAUGAUCCAAAUGGUGUGAUACUCGAUCAUGGUGAGACUUGGAAAAAACUCCGAUCUUUGAUGAACCCUGCAAUGUUGCGAACCAAAGCAAUUAAACCAUUUGCUAGUGUUUUAGCAGAGGUGGCAGACGAUAUGGUUGAUAGACUGAGAUCUAAACGCAAUAAACAAAAUAUGAUCGAGGAUAAUUUAUUCACCGAAUUGAACCUUUGGGCUUUAGAAUCAGUUGGAGCGGUGACACUUGGAGACCGUCUAAACUGCCUUGAUCCAAACCUACCAGAUGAUUCCCCUGCUAAGAAAUUAAUAGAUGCACUGCAUGAAUCUCUUCGUAUAUUAGACAAGCUAGAUUUUCAACCAAGCCUUUGGAAAUAUAUAACAACUCCUUCAUACAAAAAAGGAAUGGAAAUAUUCAAUGUACUUUUAAGGGUAAAUAAGUUUUUUAUAGAAAGAUCUAUACAGAAUCUUAAAUCUAAAGAAGAAACAAAUGAUGAAAACAAAUGGAUUAUUGAAAAAAUACUUGAACUCGACCGUAAUGUUGCAGUUACUUUGGCUAACGAUUUAUUCCUUGCUGGUGUUGACACGUCUGCUGGUACUGCAUUGGCAAUAUUAUAUCUUUUGGCGGCAAAUCCAGACAAACAAAAUAAAUUAAGAGAGGAAGUAAUGUCAAAACAUACACGUACAUACCUUAAAGCUUGCAUUAAGGAGGCAUUGAGAUUAUAUCCUAUUGUUGGAGGCAAUUUUAGAAAAACAACGAAAGAGCAUGACGUUCUAGGCUACAGAAUACCAAAAAACAUGAUUGUUAUUAUAGGUAAUCAAUAUUUAUGUUCGGUAGAAGAUCAAUUUCCUCAACCGACACAGUUUUUACCAGAAAGAUGGAUUGUUGAAAGAAACGACCCUCUUUACUAUGGCAAUGCUCAUCCAUUUGCUUAUGCACCCUUUCGAUUUGGAGUACGGAGUUGUGUUGGUCGUCGUAUUGCUGAAUUAGAAAUCGAAAUAUUAAUAUCCAAAAUAGUUGAAAAUUUCAAACUAGAUUGGAUUGGACCGCCACCAAAGCGUACGCGAAGGAGUACUAUUAACUACAUUCUUGAGCCAUAUAAUUUUGUAUUCAAUGAUAUCUAAGACAAUGAUUAACUCAUUAACUUUAAGCUCGCAACUAGCAGGCUAAUUCACUUAAUUAUGUAAAUUGACAUAAUAUACGAAAUUCUUCUAUGUAAUAAUCCUAUGUAAUAAAUUUCAUCUGGUACCUACUGACAAUCCUUCGGGGAUAUCAUAAAGUAGGUAUAUGAUAUUUCUCAGUUGA